This is a messenger RNA of Plasmopara halstedii, 177 nucleotides long. RefSeq lists its product as uncharacterized. NCBI's taxonomy places the organism in Eukaryota, Oomycota, Peronosporomycetes, Peronosporales, Peronosporaceae. The record is from RefSeq and is a predicted model, not a curated record. The transcript is spliced from 2 exons. Bases 1 to 177 code for a protein of 58 amino acids.
AUGUAUGAUCGCGGGCAGAUUCCGCAAGGUCAUUGUGGAGUAGCCAAUGCUUGUAUUCUCAAUGGACUCAAAGAAGUAAUUAUAAUUGGUCAACUACUUGCUCAUGUACACUACAGCUAUACUGGUGUGGCGCAAAAUCUUGCCGGUUUCCUCAUUAAGGCUACUCCUUGCCUUUAA